Scophthalmus maximus (turbot) is the source of this 1646-nucleotide messenger RNA. RefSeq names its product recoverin. The coding region runs from base 275 to 853 and encodes 192 amino acids. Lineage: Eukaryota; Metazoa; Chordata; Actinopteri; Pleuronectiformes; Scophthalmidae. Gene Ontology annotation, molecular function: calcium ion binding. The transcript is spliced from 4 exons. The record is from RefSeq and is a predicted model, not a curated record.
UGAUUUCUUCUGCUGCCGACGGAGCGAGCGUCACUGUUUGUCUCGGACUCCUCCGCUGCUCACACAGCACUUGCUUCUCUGUGGGCAAAGCCAGGACCUGGAUCAAGAAGGAUUCUGCAGCGAUACUCCCGGAAAAUCCUCUGUUUACCCCUUCUGAUAAAGUAGAGGAGGCAAUUCCCCGGGUGAAAGUUGUGCAUUAAUAGCCCCAAAAGAGCAGAAGGGUCACAAAUCCACACUCUCAUAGAGCUCUAAAACUUUACCAACGCCAGCGACAAUGGGUAACAGCAAGAGCGGCGCGGUGUCAAAGGAGAUCCUGGAGGACCUGAAGCUCAACACCAAGUUCUCGGAGACUGAGCUUGUGCAGUGGUACGAAAACUUCAAGAAGCAGUGUCCAACAGGGCGCAUCACGAGAGAGGAGUUCCAGAGCAUCUACAGUAAGUUCUUCCCAGAGAGCGAAGCCAACACGUACGCCCAACACGUCUUCCGCUCCUUCGACACAAACGACGAUGGCAUGCUGGACUUCAAGGAGUACAUCAUCGCCCUUCAUAUGACGUCAACAGGGAAGACCACGAGGAAACUGGAGUGGGCCUUCUCCCUGUUUGACGUGGACAAGAACGGAUACAUCACCAAGUCAGAGGUCAAGGAAAUCUGCACGGCGAUUUUCAAGCUGAUUCCUAAAGAUGAGCUGGCUAAGCUGCCUGACGACGAAAACACAGCUGAGAAGCGCGCGGAAAAACUCUGGAAGUUCUUUGACAAGGGCGACAACGACCGAGUGGCAGAAGGGGAGUUCGUCAAGGGAGUGUUGGACAAUGACGUCGCCCUUCGGUUGAUUCAGUACGAGCCUUUAAAGUAACUGUUCCAUCAAACAGAUUCACUCUCCAUUCCCAUCUCCCUCCAUUCCCAGUCUUUUCCACUUCACCCUCUCAUUCUGCUAAUGCAACGACACCUGAAAGCACCACAAAAUGUGAACAUUUGGGGAAAGGUGCGACGCCAUCGUCCCUUCGCCUCAAAUGAAGUGGUGACACAAAGUCUCCUGCAGGCUUUAAUUUCAGUUGACACCAAUACAAGUUUUCUGAUCGGGAGAGUUUGCCCCCGGGUUACUUGAGAUUGCAGUUACCAUAACAACCAUUUCUAUAUGUCAAAGUUUCACAGGAAAUCCUAGUUGACCAUUGUCUGUCUACCGCCACGAGGUAGACGGCAAUGUUCCCUCAUAAAUGUGUGGCCUAAUUGACACUUUCUAUAAAUUAAAGUUUUCUGCUGGGAUUAGUUUCUUCACUGGAACUGCGAGAGUCAGAAAGUGUCAGUAUUUAGUUUACAUUUCUGAAGAAACGUGAAUUGCGAAGGCGUGUUUCAGCUAUUUCAAUAUCAUAAGAUGUACAUGUGCAUUAGUUAAAGUAUCAUUACAGUGGAAUAUGUUGGAGUCUGUAGUUUUCUCAUUUUACCCUGUGAUGUUUUUUUUUUAAAAAACCCUUAGUGCAUGUACAUGAUUAUUGUAUAACUUUGUGUCUCUAUUCAUCCUCGUGGCUCACUUGUACACUUUUGUUGUUCUAGUAAAGUGAUGAAGGUGUUGGUCCUGGAUUUUUCCCUCGCAAUUAAAUUCAGUAAAUCAAAACCAUAACAUUUUAAUAAAACCUGAGCUGCCAGAA